AUGUUCACACGGCUCUCGGCGUCGCUGCGGCGGGGCCACGCCGUAGGGGCGGCGCGGCAUACGGCCCUUUUUACCUCCUGGCGGCAGGCCAGCGGUGGGGCGGGAAAACGGCAGUCUCCGCGACGUCCCUCGCAGCAGAAGCAGCGACGUGCGGCGAGUGCGGCGACCUCCUCCGACGCGUUGGCGAGGGAGACGGAGCGGCUGCUGGCGCGUGCCGUGGCGCCGCCGCUGUCGAUGUCGCCGUCGGUGGUGUCCCCGCCGGCGACGCGGAGACGACGGCCGAGCGACACGCUGGGCGGGAGCGCCGCCACCGCUAGCCGCGCCGCGGGGAAGGAGGAGGAGGAAGCAGGCGGGGACGCCGCGGUGCCCGGGCAGAGUGCGCCGGCGGCGGUGGCGGGCACGAAGCCAAAGACGACGACGGAGACGAAGCGGACGCGGGGGAGGGCGGAGGACGGGGCUCAGCGGCGGCCCCUGACGCCUGCGGCCCGUGGCAUAGACGUGCGCGUAGAGGCGGAGGAGGCGGAGGUGGACGAGGAAAGCGAGCAGCUCAUGCGGCUCCUGCUAGAUGAGGCGACGCGGCGGCAGCAGCAGCGGCGCGGCGCGGCCCCCGACUGCCGGGAGCCGGAGGACAACCUCUGCGAGGAGGAAGAGCGGCUUGCGCAGCUGCAAGGGGGGCGCCGCGCCCACGGGGGCGAAGAUGCACCCGCGGUGACAGACCAGCCGACCGCGUCGCUGCCGGAAGACGCGGCGAAGGACGACGACGCCAACUGCGUGGACGAGCUCAGCGGGGAGCAGGGCCGUGCGGUGGAGCUGGCGCUGCAGCGCCGCAACUUGUUUGUCACGGGCGGUGCCGGGACGGGCAAGUCGCUCGUGAUUCGCGAGAUUGUGCGGCGGAUGCGGCAGGACGGUCGCCGCUCCGUCUUUGUCACGGCCACAACAGGGGUGGCGGCCCUGAACGUGCGUGGCUCGACCAUUAACAGCUUCGCCGGCGUGAAGUUCGGCGAUGGCGCGGCGCGGGACCUGCUGAAGUGGGUGCGCCGCAACCGCCGCGCCGCGGGGCGGUGGAAGUACUGCCAGACCCUCAUCAUCGACGAGAUCUCCAUGAUGGACCCCGAGCUGCUCGACAAGUUGGACUUCGUCGCCCGCGCAAUACGCCGCCGCGCGGACGAGCCGUUCGGCGGCAUUCACGUCAUCCUCUGCGGGGACUUCCUGCAGCUGCCGCCCAUUCCGCCGCGCCAAGGCCUGUGGUCCCAGCCGCAGCCGCAGGGCGAGGCCGCGGCGACGGACCGGGCCGAGGCCGGCGAAGCGGCGGAGGCGCGGCCCCAGAAGCGGUACUGCUUCGAGGGGGAGGCGUGGCGGGCGCUGGGGCUGACGACGGUGGUGUUGCAGCAGAAGUUCCGACAGAGCGAGGACGCCGACUUCCAGCGCGUCCUCGACGACGUGCGGCUCGGGGUGCUCUCGGCGGAGACGCAUGCGAUGCUCAUGUCCCGCGCCGUCGCGGGGGCGACGAGAGCGAAGCCCCGGAUAAGCGGCCGCCACGCCGACUCCCCGCACGAUGCGGCGCCGGCGGAGGGGGACGGCGAGAGGUACGUGCGGCUCUGCGCCACGAACAAGGAGGUGGAGGCCCGCAACGCAAAGUACUUCGCCGCACUGGAGCCGCAGGCGCGCUACGCCGGCGAUGCGAACGAUGACGGGGAGGAGUUGGAAGAUGAUGUGCGUCCCCUGCAGGUUUACCGCGCGCUCGACAACUACGCCGAGGACGACGCCGCCCCCGGCCCGCCGUCGUGGGUGAAGUUCGAGGACAGCACCCUGCCCACGGAGCUGGAGCUGAAGGUGGGCGCCCGUGUGAUGCUGCUGCAGAACAUAUCACUCCACCUGGGGCUGGUGAACGGGUCGGUUGGCGAGGUGACCGGCUUUCUGCACCCGCUGGAGCUUGUCGAGCUCGUCCUGCGGGCGCCCCGUGAGCGGCACCACGUCUCCGCCCGCGGGCAGGAUCUGCUGCGCCGCGGUGGCUUCCCCACAAUCAACGAUGCCUUUCGCUGCGUGGACACGUCACUGGGGCAGUCGCUUUUUUGGUCGCUGCGCCAGCGCGGUCUGCGGCAGCCGGCGGAGGUGAGCUACGGCAGCGUCUACGGCAACGCACACCACCGGGAACUGCAGCAGCUCGUCGGCGUCUCGCCGCGGGCCUCCGUGCACCCGCUGGAGCUCUACCUUGGCGGCAUCCCGCCGCCGCAGCUGCGCCGCACCCGACUGCCGGUGGUGAAGCUGGACCUGCAGCCGCAACACCUCCCCCUCGGCACCGGUGCGGCGGCGGGGACAGGCGGCGUGCGUCUGCCGCGGCACGUCUACGCGUUUGUGUCGCCCUACUCUCACCGGUGGUACAUGGGCGAUCAGGUGGUCGCGACGCGCACGCAGGUCCCGCUGCGGCAGGCCUGGGCCAUCACGGUGCACAAGGCCCAGGGACUCACCAUCUCUCACGUGGAGGUUGCGAUGCACCGCUUCUUUUCACCCGGCCAGGCGUACGUCGCACUGAGCCGCGGCACGCAGCUGGAGAACAUCCGCCUGCUGAACUUCAAGGAAAACAGCAUCCGCGCCUGCCCCGUCGCAAAGGGCUUUUACGCCGCGCUAGCGACCGCAGAGCGGGGCGUGGACGAGGCUGACGUCUGCGUGGACUGA
Trypanosoma conorhini is the source of this 2676-nucleotide messenger RNA. RefSeq names its product PIF1 helicase-like protein. Gene Ontology annotation, molecular function: DNA helicase activity; ATP hydrolysis activity. The coding region runs from base 1 to 2676 and encodes 891 amino acids. Gene Ontology annotation, biological process: DNA repair; telomere maintenance. The transcript has a single exon. Lineage: Eukaryota; Euglenozoa; Kinetoplastea; Trypanosomatida; Trypanosomatidae. The record is from RefSeq and is a predicted model, not a curated record.